AUGUUCGACCGAAUCAAGAACAAGAUUCGCAACAGGCACAAGAAAAAUGAACAACAAGAGGUCAAGCCCACACCAGCGAAGCCAGAGCAAGUGAGCGAUGCAAAAGCUCCACCUGCGCCAGCUCCUUCCGCACAGUCAUCUGCCGCCGCACCAGCCGCCAAGCUGCCGCCUGUGGAGAGAACUGAGCCACCGGCCGACGAAAAGCCAGCUGAGAAGCCAGAUGUCCCAAAGGAUUUGUGGGUGGAGGCACUCAAGUCUCUUCCUGAAUCCAAACAGGAAACGCUCAAGAAGAUGGGAUUCAACCAGUCCAGUGCUCAAUCUGAAUCUGUUGAGUCUAGCAUUGGCAAUCUGGUCGGCGUGGUCAACCAGAGGCAGGAGGAGUGCGAGAAGAAGUUUUGGAAAGUCAAAGUCGGCGAUGAAGAAAUUGUCCUAAGGAACUAUACAAACAAAAUUGUCGACUGGUUGGAGAAGGCUGGGGAUAUUGCUGUUCAAUUUUCCCCACCCCAAGCAGCUAUCCCUUGGGCUGUCAUGAAGUCUGUCAUGCAGAUUCCGGUCAUCGAAGGCGAGCAGAUGGCUGCUUUGCUUGCGACCACUGAAAAGAUCGUCCGCGUGAUCAGUCGCGGCCAGGUCUACGAGUCGGUUUAUCUCAGGAACAGACCCGCUACGGAUAACCUUUCAAAGAACCUUGAAUCUGCACUGACCGCAAUCUAUACUACGUCGCUGGAUCUACUUGCAGAAUCGGGAAGUCUAUUCUCCAAAAACACAGCCACGCGCACACUUCAAGCAAUCCUCAAUCCGGGCAAGGUUUCAGGUGGUAUCUCGGCUAUAAGUGAGCAAGAAGAUGAUCUUCUGCGCGAUGUCUCAGCGUGCGAAGUGAGACGCAGCGCGAACGCAGAUGAUAGCAUGAUUGAAAUGCUGAAUGCCUUCAAUGCCCCGAUGAAGCGGGUAGAUGAGAACAUUCAACAUCUCCUCCAAAGUAUGGACAAGGAAAAGCGUAUUGAGAUGUUGGAAUGGAUCUCUUCUAUUCCGUUUGGCAAAAAUCAUAAUAACGUCAAAGAGAAGAGGACGCCCGGCACGGGUGAAUGGCUAUUACAGCGUGAGCAUUUUGCCACCUGGGAGCAAAGCAACGAGUCGUCUAUCUUUUGGCUCCAGGGCUCUCCCGGUACCGGAAAAACCUUCCUCACAUCAACCGUCGUGGACCGAAUCCAGGACCAACUGAGCAACACACCUAAGAAUGAAGGCUUCGCAUUUUUCUACUGCGAUAAGAGCGAACCGCGACGUGCACAGCCACUAUCGAUCCUUCAAAGUAUUGUUCGUCAGCUUUCAACUACUGCGAAGAACCCUGAGUCCACACAGAAAAAGCUUUGUGAAUUAUACAAUAAAUGUCGCAAUGCCGGGUCAGCCUUCAGCAUGGAGCAGUGCAAGGAACAGAUCCAGGCCUCGCUGGACAUUUACGAGAAAACCACGAUCGUGAUUGAUGCCAUGGACGAGUGUAAUCCUGAUACCCGCGACGAGCUCAUUGAUGCCUUGAAUUCCUUCAUCUCUCAGUCCAACAAACGGCAUGUGAAGGUUUUCAUUUCAAGCCGACCUGACCCUGAUAUUGAGGUCCAAUUGCAAAACACCCCAAAUAUCGGCAUCAACGCAAGUGACAACAAAGGCGACGUUCAAAAAUAUCUCAAUGUCGAGUUAGACAAGCUUGCCAAGAAGGCUCCUUUCAUCGGACGUUUGAAAGCGAAGAUUCUCGAUACACUACUUGAGCGCUGUCAAGGAAUGUUUCAAUGGGCGGCUCUGCAGGCACACCAAAUUCAGAAGUGCAAGACUGAGUCUAGUGUAUGGAAACGACUUGAGAAUCUUCCAGAUGAUAUUCAAAAGGCAUAUGACGAGGCAUGGAGUCAAAUCGAAGACCUGGAGGAACCCGAUCAGAUUCUCACAAACCGCGCUAUGCUCUGGGUCAUGGCUGCCGAGCGACCACUCUCCACGGCCCAGCUUAUCUGCGCUGUUCGCGUGAACACGAAUGGAGAGGUACCUACAUUGGCCGAUGAAAUUGAUGAGCAAGGCUUGCUGUCACUCUGUAACAAUCUCCUCACGAUUGACUCUCAGCAAAAAGUGUGGCGAUUUGCACACCUAUCGGUCCGCGAAUACCUCGAAACCAAGGUGCAAUUGACCCUUCCACGGGCUAAUUUCCACGCUGCUAGUGCCUGUCUCUCAUGGUUCAUCACCAUGUACGACAAAGACGACAACGACGAAAUUGAUUUGUCGGAUUGGAAAGGGCAGCCAGAGCCAGCUGAUAUCUUCCAUCUCAUGCACCCAUUCCAUCUAUACAUGAGACAUCACUGGGCAAAGCAUGUUCAGGGGGCGCAGGAUGACGAAGAAGCUACGUUGUCCUCCCUUUUGAAAACCUUCCUCGGAUCUCCCGAGGAAAGCAGUAAGCAAUACCAGAAAUGGUAUGAAGUCAUUAAGGAGGACUUGGAAAGAAUCGUUUCAGUCGUCGAUCUUCAAGGCACGGAUGUAUACAACUUUUACCGAGAGGCAGGGGGCUUUGAUGAAUCAGGCUUGGACACAUGCGACUUCAAUCAGGGAGAACAUCCGGAGUAUGGCGAUUUUGAAAGCGAGUUAGGGCCAUCAAAUGCUGCCAUUUAUGCGAUGUGUCAUCUUUCAUUUGCUGCCAUACUAUCAGACUGGUGGCAAAACGCAGAAUUUGAUGUUUCGCGUGUGAACGAAAGAGGCCACAAUCUCCUCACGCUUGCCGCUCGGGCUGGCUGUACUUCAAUUUGCAAAACACUUGUCGAGAAGGGUGCAGAUUUGAACGUGCAGGUUGAUGGUAAAGAUUACGGCAGUCCUCUUGAUGCAGCAGCUCACCGGGGACACACUGAAACUGUGAGAUAUCUAGCAGAAGCAGGUGCAGAUGUGAACAUGACAGUGGAAAGCGGCAAUCAUGGGAACGCUCUCAUCGCAGCGCUUGCCUCUGGGCAUGUCGAUACUGCCAAGUUCCUGAUCCAAAAGGCGGGUGCGGAUGUGAACAAGACCCACACCCUUGAGGAUGAAGAAGAGGACGAAGAUUAUGAUCCGGUCGCGGUUCUGAGUCCAAUUGGGUUAGCAGCCAGAAUUAAGGGCACCGAGCUUCUCAAGAUCCUGGUGGAUGCUGGAGCCAACGUGAAUGUGCCAGAACAAUCUGGAAAUCCCCUUUCUGCAGCCAUCAAAUUCCAGAAUUUUGAGGGUGCCAAGUACCUGAUUCAAAAGGCAAAGGCUGAUGUGAACUUGCCAAUUACGGAGGCUUACUUCUCCACUCUCCUGGAACGGGCAUCAACCGACAGCAGGAAUUUGGAAAUUGUCAAAUGUUUAGUUGAAGCAGGCGCCGAGGUGAAUCCAUCAGAAUGCGGAGAUACUGGUGGCACUCCUCUCGGAGCAGCAGCAUAUGGAACCAACAAGCCAAACAACGCAAGCUCGAUUGAAAUUGUGAAGUACCUUGUCAAUGCCGGGGCAGAUAUUCAUAAAGGGGAUAAGGACGGAAGCCCUGUCCAUCUGGCGGUACUUGCUCAAGAUCUCAAGGUUCUCAAAUACCUGGUUGAUGUAGGCGGGGAGUUAAAUGUGCCAGAGGAAUUCGAGGAAUCAGUCAAAUCCGGAUUCGUCGAGGGUGUCAAGUACCUGAUCCAGAAGGGCGCCGACGUCAACAAGCCAUUUGUCGAUGGAGACUAUGGUACUGUCCUCGAACGUGCAGCAUCAGAGGAUAGAACCCUUGAAAUUACCACCGCACUGGUGGAGGCAGGGGCGGAUGUGAAUUUGCUAUCAGAGAACGGAGUAUAUGGCAGUCCUCUCGCAGCAGCAGUUGCUUCAUACCUAGGUGGUUAUGUCGACACUGUCAAGUACCUGAUCCAAAAGGGUGCUGAUGUCAACCUGUCAUUGCCGCAUGGAAAUUACGGCAAUGCUCUCACAGCAGCGAUGGCAGAUGGUUUCGAUGUCGAGGUCGUCAAAUGCCUCAUCGAGGCAGGAGUAGAUGUGAAUGCGUUGCCACAACAUGGCAACUAUGGCAGUGCUCUUGCAGCAGCCGUGGUAUCCGGGGACGGCAUCGAAGCUGCCAAGGUCCUGGUGCAAGCAGGAGCAAAUAUAAACUUGCCAAUCAAGCAUGGGAAUUGCGGCAGUGCUCUCGCUGUUGCAGCGAAAAAGGGGUCUCUUGAGACUGUUCAGUUCCUGGUCGAAGCAGGGGCUGAUGUCAACAUGCCACUCGAAAAUGGAGAUUAUCGCAAUGCGCUCACAGCCGCGAAGGCGCAAGAGGACAAUGAAGAAGUGACAAAGUUUCUUGAAGAAUGCGGGGCAACAGUUUGA
Penicillium samsonianum is the source of this 4323-nucleotide messenger RNA. RefSeq lists its product as uncharacterized. The transcript is spliced from 3 exons. Gene Ontology annotation, molecular function: protein binding. The record is from RefSeq and is a predicted model, not a curated record. The coding region runs from base 1 to 4323 and encodes 1440 amino acids. Lineage: Eukaryota; Fungi; Ascomycota; Eurotiomycetes; Eurotiales; Aspergillaceae.